Linderina pennispora is the source of this 2295-nucleotide messenger RNA. RefSeq names its product DEAD-domain-containing protein. The transcript has 3 exons. NCBI's taxonomy places the organism in Eukaryota, Fungi, Kickxellomycota, Kickxellomycetes, Kickxellales, Kickxellaceae. Gene Ontology annotation, cellular component: mitochondrion. The coding region runs from base 36 to 2204 and encodes 722 amino acids. Gene Ontology annotation, molecular function: ATP binding; nucleic acid binding. The record is from RefSeq and is a predicted model, not a curated record.
CCAUAUUCAUAUCCUCCCUAUCCUUAUUGACAAGCAUGCAGAGGUUCAUUGCCACAACAAGCCGGAUCGCGCCGCGCUCUCUGGCCAGCCUGCGGGCAGCCCGCGUCGCUACCACCAGCAGCACGCUGCCUGCAUUGGGCAGCCGCAUGAUCGCACCCUCGACUGCCACACAAUAUCUCACUAGUCAGCGGAACAGCCCGCUGGCAAUGUUUGCGCGUUUCCUAGCCAGUGAGGCUGUCGCACGGCAAAGUGCCACCGAGGAGCUCGAGCAGCAGCCCGCUACAGCGCAGAUCGGCACCGAGUCCAAGAAGGCUGAUGCUGACGAGUACGUGCCCGUGCCUUUCGCCGACUACAAGGACAUCGACGCCAACACCAUGCGCGCCAUCACCAACAUCCUAAAGUUCAAGACGGCCAGCAAGGUGCAGGACAAGAUCAUCUCGCUGAUGCCCAUUAAGAACGAUAUCAUGAUCAAGGCCAAGACAGGCACAGGAAAGACAACAGCGUUCCUCGUGCCGGCCAUUGAUGUCCUGAAGCGCGCGUACGAGCAGGACCCGGAGCGCGGGCGGAAGGGCCGCGCCGUUGGCUGUCUGGUUCUGGCCAAGCAGAUCGCGGUCGAGGCCAACAAGCUCGCCACGUUCCACGGCUGGAAUGUCCAGUCGUUGAUCGGUGGUGAGAGCUCGCGCUACCAGAUCAACGACCUUGCGCGUAAGCGCUCGGAUAUCGUUAUUGGCACGCCUGGACGGAUUCUCGACUUCCUCAACAACCAGCCGAUUUUCAGCAGCCUGGCCGACAAGACCAAGCUCCUGAUUUUUGAUGAGGCGGAUGUGCUGCUGCAGAUGGGGUUCAAGAAGGAGAUUGACGAGAUCAUCUACCGUAUGCCAGAGGACCGCCAGACGUUCCUGGUCUCGGCAACCAUGGAUCGCAAGAUCCGCGAGCUGGCCCCGACCGUGUUCAAGCGUGGGUUUGAUAUCAUCGACUGCGUAGACAAGGGCGAGACGAACACACAUAAGAACGUCAAGCAGGAGUACAUCACUGUUGAGCUUUCGAACCACUUCCCGGUUAUCUGCGAUGUCAUCGAGUCGCACAUUGCAAAGUGCACGGCUGAGAACCACGGAGCCAAGAUUGUCAUGUUCAUGCCGACCACCAAGAGCACAGACAUGUACGCCAAGCUGAUCCGCAGUUUGCUGCGCAAGGGUGUGGCGAACCAGAACAGCGGCGGCAACCGCUUCGGCAACCGUCGCCAGCCACACAAGCGCCACGAACCGAAUGGCGAGGAGGUCGUUGACAUUAUGAUGAUCCACGGUAAGAUGUCACAGGACGCACGGUCGCGCGUGUCGGAGAGGUUCCGUAAGGCGCCGAUCCGCGCCGGCCACAGCUCGAUCUUGAUCACUACCGACGUGUCUGCUCGCGGCGUUGACUACCCCGACGUGUCGAUGGUCCUGCAGGUCGGCAUUCCCACUGAGGCCGAGUCGUACAUCCACCGUCUGGGUCGUACUGGUCGCGCUGGCAAGUCGGGCGAAGGUGUCAUUCUCCUUACAGAGAUGGAGACACAGUUCCUCAACCACCUAAAGAACCUGCCGAUCAAGCACAGCGAGAAGUAUACCCCUGAGUAUCUCGAGAGCAUUGUGGGCUUCCAGGGUGGCGAUGUCGCGCACCUGGCGAAGCGCUGGGAGGCAGCAGCGAUGUACACCGAGGCUGACAGGGUUCAGGAUACGUUCUUGUCGCUGGUCGGCUUCUACCAGGGCCACACUGAGCUGAUUGGUAACCCGCACGGCCAGGCUGUCCUGGAGUCCUCAGCCGAGAUUCUGAAGCCGUUUGACUGCCCGCAGCCGCCCCUGCCGCGCGCUCUGCAGGAUAGCCUUGGGCUGAACAGGAAGCCUCGUGGAUCGCGCUUCGGCAACAACAACAACCGGGGCAACUCGCGCUUUGGCAACAAUAACCGGAGCAACUCGCGCUUCCAGCAACGACCGACGGUGGAAACAGCAGAUUUCGGAAAGAGCGAGCGCAAAAACGACUAUGGCAACCGCUCGUUUGGCAAUGACAGGGGCUACAGCCGUUCGCGUAGCUUUGGCGAGGACGGCAACGGCUCGUCUGAGGGCGGAUACAGGUCAGGCCAGGGACACAGUGACCGCCCUAGGUUCAACCGUGACGGCGGCUCAUCAAAGAGAUCGUGGGAGCAGCGCGGCAAGACGGACGAGUAUUAGCCUCCCAGACGUACAUAUACCCCCCUUGUUCAGUAGCAAUGUGCGCAAGCAGUAUAUAGAGUGUUUCUAAUACAAACGCAUUUUAUUCUCC